AUGCGAUCUUAUAUGGAGAUUCUUCAAAAAUUUGUCAAGUUCAUCGGCCCAGGGAUAUUGGUCAGUGUGGCUUAUAUGGAUCCAGGAAAUUAUGCCACUAGUGUUUCUGGUGGUGCCCAGUACAAAUAUACCUUAUUGUUCUCUAUUUUCAUAUCCAACAUUUUUGCCGUACUUUUGCAAUGCCUCUGUGUUAAAUUGGGUACUAUCACUGGCUAUGAUUUGGCUGAAAACUGUCGUCAUAAUUUGCCUAAAAAGUUAAACUAUACCCUUUACUUUUUCGCUGAAGUAGCAAUCAUUGCCACUGAUCUGGCCGAGGUCGUGGGUACUGCCAUCGCCUUGCAAAUUCUUUUCAAAAUACCACUAACUUGGGGUGUCUUAUUAACGGUGCUGGAUGUUCUGGUAAUCUUGAUGUUCUACACACCAAACGGCCAAUCUUUGAAAAAAGUUAGAGUUUUCGAAUUUGGCGUCGGUCUUUUGGUCAUUGGUACCUGUAUUUGCUUCAUUUUAGAACUUUUUAAAAUUUCGAUUCCAGAUAAAGCUGAAUUGUUUAAGGGAUUUUUGCCUUCAACCAUCAUUUUCAAGGAACAACAAGCUCUUUACAUUUCAUUGGGUAUCUUAGGUGCUACUGUCAUGCCUCAUUCAUUAUAUUUGGGUUCAUCGAUUGUUAAACCAAGACUGCACGACUAUGAUAUGAAGAAAUACGGUAAAGUUAAUGCUCGUCCAAGCUUAAAUGCUAUAAAAUAUUCGUUAAACUAUGCCUAUGCUGAAUUAAUCAUCUCCUUAUUUUUGAUCGCCACCUUUGUGAAUUCCGCUAUUUUAAUUGUCGCAGGUGCUACUUUAUCAGGCCAGCCUGAGGCAGAGGAUGCUGAUUUACUAUCUAUUUACAAACUGCUGGUCCAUUACAUAUCCCCUGCAGCAGGAUUGAUCUUUGCAUUGGCCAUGUUAUGUUCAGGGCAAUCUGCAGGUAUCAUCUGUACACUUGCGGGGCAAAUUGUUUCAGAGGGGUUUUUACAAUGGUCUUUACCACCUUGGGCUACAAGACUGUGCACCAGAUUGAUUGCCAUUGUACCAUGUUUAUUUGUUACUUUAACCAUGGGGGAAAAGGGAAUUUCAGAUAUUUUGAAUUUUUCUCAAGUGAUAUUAUCCUUAAUUUUACCUAUUGUAUCCGCUCCUUUGAUUUAUUUUACCGCAAAUAGAAAGUUGAUGGUUGUUCAUGACGAAAACGGAGUGGUAAGAGCUCCUGCCGAUGUCAACGUCAUCGCAGAUGAAACCACUCCAUUGAACUCCAAACACAGUAAAAUCGUUGAUUUUACGAACAGUCGUUUACUAACUUAUUCCUCUGUCUUUGUAUGGGCUUUAAUUGGAAGUUUGAACUGCUAUUUGGUGAUUUCCUUCUUAUUAGGUGCUGACAUCCACUUUUAG
Saccharomyces paradoxus is the source of this 1422-nucleotide messenger RNA. It is a transcript of the gene SMF3, whose product is annotated as putative divalent metal ion transporter SMF3. Gene Ontology annotation, molecular function: manganese ion transmembrane transporter activity; cadmium ion transmembrane transporter activity. The record is from RefSeq and is a predicted model, not a curated record. Gene Ontology annotation, biological process: intracellular manganese ion homeostasis; iron ion transport. The transcript has a single exon. Bases 1 to 1422 code for a protein of 473 amino acids. Gene Ontology annotation, cellular component: plasma membrane. Lineage: Eukaryota; Fungi; Ascomycota; Saccharomycetes; Saccharomycetales; Saccharomycetaceae.